GAUUUCUCUUGUAAAGAUGGUAAAGACGAAGUUCACAAGGAAUGGAAAGGAGGUAAUGAUUUUCGGAGCGAUGAGGAAUUUCGAUUACGGGAGUGACGAAGCGGUUCAAGAGUCGAAGAAGGGUGGAGAACGCGAUGCUUCUGUGAGUUUGCCAUCGCUGGAGAGAUCGAGGAUUCGUAAAAGCGUUGAAGGGAUAUCGAUGUUGGCAUCUACAGAGGUGUCGAAGGCGUCGAAGACUAGGCGGGGAACUUCAUAUGGGUCGCCUGCGUCAUCUCCGGAGAAGACCACGAGGAGGGGAACUUCAUAUGGGUCGCCUGCGUCAUCUCCGGUGAAGGCCACGAGGCGUGGUUCAACUCUGUCUCCUAGAGUUUCGAAGAAGCAGAAGGUAAAUGUGGCUCCUUCUGGUGAUGACAGAGAAGAAUGGCCAGAGACUGAGAUGUUGGCAUCAACAGUUGCGAAGAAGACAAGGCGGGGAACUUCAUCUGGCGGGUCGCCUGUGUCUCCUAGACAAUCGAAGAAGCAGAAGGUAAACUCGGAGAGGAGUCUAGGUGAUGAUGGUGAUGACAGAGAAGAAUUUCUCCAGAUUGAGGAAUUUGGGGAUAUAGGUGAUGAUGGUAGGGAAGAUGAGAACGGUAUUGCUGGCAUUGAGGAAGUUGGUUGUACAGAUUUGAGUCUUUAUUUUGGUGAUAAAGCAAAAAAUGAUGACUGUGAGGUUGAUGAAGACGAAGGCGAUGAUGAUGCAUGGGAUGAUGAUAAAAUCCCUGAUCCUCUGUCAUCAGAUGAUGAGAAUGAAGAGGAGAUGAGACCUGCGCAAGCUUACAGAGAAGACACUGAUCCAGAGGAGCUCCUUCAGCUAGGCAAGACAUUUUCAGAUGCUGAGGACUUCAAACAUGCUUGUCUGAGGUAUACCCUGAAAACCAGAUACAACAUCAAGUACUACAGAUCCAGUAGCUUGAAGAUGGGUGCAAAAUGUGCCGCUGAGAUGAGAGAUGAUGAGGCUCCUUGUCCCUGGAUGGUCUACUGUUCGUAUGAUAGGAGGAAACAGAAGUUGAUGGUAAAGACAUACGUCAAUGACCAUAAGUGUGAGAGGACAGGGUAUUCGAAGAUACUUAAGAGGUCAGCAAUUGCAAGUCUAUUUGCUGAGAGGUUAAGGCUGAAUCCUAAGCUCACGGCAAAGGAGAUACAAUCUGAGAUAUUGAGGGAGUAUAAGAUGGAAGUUUUAGAAAACUCAUGCAUUAAGGCCAAGACGAAGGUGAUGAAAGAAAGGAGGAAGACCCAUGAGGAGCAUUUUGAUAAAAUCUGGGAUUACCAAGCAGAGAUAUUGAGGAGCAAUCCUGGAUCAACCAUGGAAAUUGAGACCAUACCAGGAGCCACGGUUGGAACCAAGCAGCGGUUCUACAGACUCUACAUGUGUUUCCAAGCACAAAAGGAAGCAUGGAAGAAGACUUGUAGGCCUGUUAUUGGCUUAGAUGGAGCCUUUUUGAAAUGGGACAUCAAGGGACAGUUGUUGGCUGCGGUUGGAAGAGAUGGAGACAAUAGGAUUGUCCCUAUUGCUUGGGCUGUAGUGGAGAUAGAGAAUGAUACAAACUGGGAUUGGUUUGUGAAGCGUUUGGCCUUGGAUUUGGGAUUGGAAAAUGGGAACGGCUUUGUUAUAAUGUCUGACAAACAAAAGGGAUUAGUGAAAUCAGUUCAUACCCUCCUUCCAGAAGCUGAGCAUAGACAGUGUUGUCGCCAUAUCUACGAGAACUGGAGGAAAGGUGGAAAAGAUCUAAGGUUACAGAGGUUCUUCUGGUUCAUUGCAAGGAGCUACACUCCUGGUAUGUUCAACUACAACAUGGACGAGCUUAAGAACUAUGAUCCUGGCGCACAUGCAUCUCUGAUAAAGACAAAGCCAGAGACUUGGUCUAGAGCUUUCUUCAAGAUAGGCUCCUACUGCAAUGAUAAUCUGAACAACUUGUGUGAGUCCUUCAACAAGACCAUCAGGGAGCCUAGGAAGAAACCUCUGCUAGACAUGUUAGAGGAGAUAAGGCGUCAAUGUAUGACUAGGAACUACAAUAGGUCUAAGAUGGCUAAGGACAGGAAGACUAGGUUCACCCCGAAGACACAUAAAGAGUUAGACAGGGUUGAGAAGAAGUCAAAAGAAUGUAGUCUGCGUUGGGCAAUUGGGCCAGAGACUGAGGUGGAAGAUAGAGACCAGUCAUAUGUGGUGAAUUUGGAGAAUGAGACUUGUGCAUGUCGAAGCUGGCAAAUGAAUGGUAUUCCAUGCAUCCAUGCUGCUAAGGUCAUCCUUGGCGUGGGAAGAAAACUCUCUGAAUUUGUUGCUCCUUUCUACACAACCUCUAAGUGGCGUGAAACCUACAGUUUUGGGAUCAGACCUGUAAAUGGGAUGAUAGAGUGGCCUCGGACCAAUAGAUUAGGUGUGAUUCCACCACCUAAUCGAAAUGGCAAGCCUGGUAGGCCUAAAAACCAUGAUCGAAAGAAGGGAACCAAUGAGACAGUGUCUACUACCAAGCUGAGUCGUGCGAACAGGGUAAUGACAUGCUCUAAUUGCAAAGAAGAAGGGCACUACAAGAAUACAUGUCGGAAGGCUUUUGUUGAGAGCCCACCUAAGAAACCAAGAGGCAGACCAAGGAAAUAUCAGGGACUACACUUUGGCGAGUCACAAGCUCAAUCCUCAGAAGCUCAAACCUCACAAAAUCAAUCCUCACAAGCUCAAGCAUCACCAUGGGAAGUUCCUCAAUCUUCAGAAGGUCAAUCCUCACAAGCUGAAGCAUCACAGACAGCAUCGUGGGGAAGAUGGUUGUUUUAGAUGCUUGUGUGUUGUUUAUGAUGGUCUCUGUCUGAAUGCUUUCGUUGUCUGUUGUUUAUGAUGGUGUCUCUGUCUGAAUGCUUUUGGAACAAGAACUACCUUUUUCUUUCUUCUUUUCCUGCUGUUUUAAUUUGAAACUCUCAAUGAAGAUAGUCUUGGUUAUUAUCUUUGUGUUUUCAUCAUGUUGUUUAUCUUGAUGGUCUGUUCAAUGGUGCAUUUGUCCUUCUAUAAACAAUCAAGAAGUAAAACAUAAACAUUACUGAAACAUUGUCUUAAAACAUAGCCUUACAUGAACCAUGAUUCUUACAUAAACAUAGCCUUACAUAAACAGUCUCUUAGUAGCUAUUCAUAGACAACCCAUCUGCUUUGUCAAACAUGAUCAACACAAGACAUAUCACAACGCCUAAACAAACCACCGAAAAACCCACUUUCAUGAUCACAUUCAGCUUCUUAAGUUCAUUGCUCGCCUUCCUGACAUCUUCUUUCAAGUCUUCCUCCACGGUUUUCAUGCUUUCGAUCUCCAUUUUAAUUUUCAUAACAUCUGAUGCAAAGCAUUCAACUUUUGGCAAUGCAUCUUGAACCUCUUCGUAGACAGCUUCAUCUACCCAUUUAUACAAGUGAUCCUAGACACAAAUCAUGAACACAAUCUUUAUAUUCAAACAAUUUCUCACUUACUACCUAGCCAUUGAAUCUUAUGUUCUUAUCUUAAACACAAUCAAAUUAAACACUUACAUUUUGAAACGUUGGGCAUCUAAAGAAAGUUCUUCCUGGAUUGACCUUCGUUUUUGAUGUGUAUAUCCCAGUUCUUCGACCACAACCGCAUUGCUCCGGGAUACCACGAAUUCCCAUCGUAUUCACAGACGAAUCCUCACAACCCGAACUCAUCAUGCGAUACUCGAAGAAGGAGAGAUGAGAAUCGAGAUUCUUAAGGACGAGAUCGAAGAGAAUCGCGAACUGGAUUCAUGAUUUCGCCCAUUUAGGGUUUAUACCAAUCGGAGGAGAAAACCGUCGUCUCUUUUUGAUUCAUUUAACUCGGAUUCAAAGAGAAUAAAAGAAACUGUGUUCGUAUAUCCAUUGCAAAGUCCACUAGCUCAGUGGCAAAAACCCCUACCAUUAUACCCGAGUGCACGAGUUCGAGUCGAUGGAACCCCAUCUUUUUAAUAAAAAAGUUAAUGUAAAACGCCUCGUUUCAUUAAUUUGUCUUUAACUCGGAUUCGAAGAAUAAAAGAUAUUGUGUUCGUAUAGCCAUUGCAAAGUCCACUAGCUCAGUGGCAAAAACCCCUACCAUUAAACCCGAGUACACGAGUUCGAGCCGUAGGAAACACAUAUUUUUAAUAACACAGCUAUAUAAACGACGUCGUUUGUCUUUAAUCAGACAAAGUGAUGAAACGACGUCGUAUACUUUAACACCCAAAAUUAACGUCCGCUUAAUUAUCAGUUAACUCGGUUAACGGUGUGUUUAUCUGGUCAGUCAAUCGUAAGUUUCUUAAUAAACCCGAAAAGUCAACAAAAGUUCAGGAUUUUAUUGGCUAGCCCAUAUGUCCAGGUUUCUUUUGGCAAUUCCCGCAAAGUUCAGUGUUUUUUUGGCCGAUUUCCCAAUUUUAUUUUUAAAUUGUUUUUAUAUUAUAUAAAACUUCAUAUUUGAAAUUAUGGAAUUCUUUUGAAAUGCCCUAAUUUGUUGUUAGGUUCCUAAUUUUCAAUAGAGUUUGAAUUUUUUUUUAAAAGAAUAUGAUCUAAGAUAUAACAUUUCGUACCAGACUAAUUUGAAUAUUGGAUUUAAAAACCAACUAUUUGCAUUAUUAUUAGCCUAGUAACACUGUAAUUUAUAAAAUAGUUAACAAACAAACUGUAAAAUGGUCAAACUCUGCGAAAGGUUACUUGGAAUAAAGAAAGUAUCUAGCUAGAGAAAAGUUCUUUAACAAAAAAAAAAAAAUCUAGCUAGAGAAAAGUUCCUCA
Molecule: messenger RNA, 4765 nt
Organism: Brassica napus (rape)
Lineage: Eukaryota; Viridiplantae; Streptophyta; Magnoliopsida; Brassicales; Brassicaceae
Exons: 3
Coding region: 17-2809 (930 amino acids)
Molecular function (GO): zinc ion binding
Source: RefSeq, a predicted model, not a curated record